UCUAGAGAUAAGAGAGAGCUCGAGAGAAAAAGGUUUUAUAUUUAAUGUUUUGCAAUACCUACCCUCAAGGGGUUAUUUAUAGAGAAAUAUGAGUUGGGUUCCCGGGCUUGGGCAUUAGGGGCCCAAUUAAUAUGAUGGGCCACUAAGCGAUUGCUACACGAAGUAAGCUAUAUAACUACAAUGUAAAUGCUAUCUGCUAUGUGUUCUUGGUCGAUUUGAUCAGGGCGAGGUGACUGUUUUUUAGCAAAGCUGUUGGAUUCAUAUCUUGAUUUCUUCGUUUCUGGAAACCUUUCGUGCAAUUCGGCCUCGCUUGGGAGGAGUGGGCUCAAUCGAGGCGGUUGAUCCAGUAGCAUUAGGGAGAUUUCGUGUAUCCACGAGUAUAUGGAUCAUGGUUCUGGUCUCAUAUACUCUUAUCACUAGUCAUUUUUGUCUUCUAAGUGUAGAGGUAAUAGUUUUCCAUUUCCCCGAAAAUAUUACGCAAAAUGAAAAAUUUACAUUUGAGUUUUUUCUUAAAAAUCCUAGUGUCCAUGUCAUUGAAUAUAGGGUCUAUAUAUUUUAAAACUUGAAGGGUUUUGGACCAGAGACCUGUCCCUUCAAAAUUGAUGUAUGCCUGACUGCUACCUCUUGACUUUCAAUCUUCAAAUCAUGUGGUGUAGCACUUAUUUGAAAAGUGUCCACCUUCUCAUGAAGCCUUCAAGUGGCGUGGUCCGUGAACUCUCUAGGACAAAGAGGGAGCACCCCGUCCUCAUGGCCUCCAAAAGAACCCAUGUCAAGGAUAAAACUUUUAACAAUAAAUUCCCGAGUUAUUUAUCAAAAUAGGACUAAAAGUCAUUCACUUUUCACAAAUAGGACCAAAAAAUGAACUAUGUUUGCAUAGGACUAAUUAUAUGUACCUUGGACAAUUAUACCCUUAUAGCUAUUAAAAUGUUUUAAUUCCUAAUAAAAUAAUAAAAAAUAAUAAAAUUUCGUAAAAGAUACUAAAAAAUUAAGAAAAACAUUUUCGAUUUUAAAAAAUUAAUUAAUUUUUUUUUUCAAAAAAUUAAAAAAAAAAAAAAUUUAAAAAAAUAAAAACUCAAAAAAAAAAAAUCGUCGCCGCCUCUGCCGCCAGUGGCGGACCCAGAAAAUCGGAGUCACGGGGUCCCUACCUUAAUGUAACUCUAACCAAUAACAAAUUAAAAAAAUGUAAGUAUAUAAUAUUAAAGUAGCAUAACAUUUCAUAGUUAAUGUACAUCAUCAAAAUAUUAAGAACUUUUAUCAAUUCAGAACCUUAAAGAUAGAUAAAUUAUAUAUUCGGUACCCGAAAGAUGAAAUGUAUUAAUAUAGGACCCGAAAGAUGAAAAUUGUCAAUCUAGGAUCUAAGACUUCAUAGAUUUUGAUUUAUUUAUUUUUUAUUAAUUCCUUUGCUAAUUUUUGAUAAACUUUUUUCCACAAAAGUUUAUUAGUUUAAUAAAACUAAGUAAUAUUUAAAAAUCUUAACAUAAAAAUAAUAAAAAUUCAUGACAAUAUAGGUCCGAGAUUGAUAGUCUUCAAUCAUUCAAGUCCUAAAUUGACAAUUUUCAUCAUUUGAGUUUUAUAUCUAUAAAUUUCUUCUUUCAGGUCUCGGAUUGAUAAUUCAUUUACCUUUCAAGUUUUGAAUUGAUAAAAUUCCAAAUAUUAAAGUAGUACAACGUUUCAUAAUCCCUACUAUGACGCACCCCAUCUUGAACAUUAGGAUGCAAAUCAACAAUUUUUUCUCAAACCAGGAUAAGCUUCUAAAGAUUCAAAAUAAAUAUGUUGAUCAUGUGUAUUGUCAGUCAAAUUAAUUUCAUAUUCACCAAUUAUUUUAUUCAAUUCUUCACUUAAUAAUCGAAAAUCAUAAUAGAAAUUUUAGUAAUUAAUUGAAUUAUGUAAAGUGUAAAGUUGGGAAUUUUUAAAAAAGGCAAAAGGAUGUAGUUGUGAUCUUUUACGGUAAUAAACCAAAAAAGGAGGACUAGGAGUGAGAGGGAAUCAAUCCUUGCACCUCAAGGAAAAGUAAAGGUUUUUAAAGCCUUUCCUCCAUUACUCUACUCCAUUCUUUGAGAUUCAUAGUUGUUUUGUGUUAUAUAUACAUUUAUAAGUAAAUUUUAAAUAAAAUAUAUAAAAUAUGUAGGUAUUUUUUUGGAAGUACGCGGGGUCCCGGGACCCCGUGGGACCCUUAGUGGGUCCGCCCCUGUCUGCCGCCUCAGCACCACCACCUCCAGUCACCAGGGGGGAAAAUGCCAAGUUCAUUACGAAUGCCAUAUUUAUGGCAGAAAAAAAUGAAAAUGUUGGCAUUCAAAAAGAGAAAUAUGCCACUUUUUUGGCAUUUUAAGAAAAAAAUGGCAUUUUUCUGGGAAAAUGUCAUUUUUUUCAUCAGCCGGAGAUGAUGGUGCUGGGAGGUAGUACAAGCGGUGGGAAAGGCAUCCAUAUUUUUUUAAAUUUUUUUUACGGAGUUUUACUAUUUUUUAUUAAUUUUUUUAAAAAUAAAAUUAUUUAAAAAAAAAGUUUUUGAAUUUUUUAUUUUAUAAAAAUUUUAUAAUUUUUUCAAUUAUAUUUCUACGAAUUUUUGAAUUUUUUUCGAAUUUAUUAUGAAUCAAACUUUAAUUAUGACUUUUGACUAUUUUUAAUUCAUAUUUAAUGGAAGGGUAAAAAUGGAAUGCAAAAACAGGUAUGUUUCCAAUAGGACUCAUAUGGUCCUAUUUUGGAAUUAAAACAUAGCAAGUCCUAUUUUAGGUUUUUGCCAUAGUUUUAGUCCUAUUUGAACUAAUUUCUAUAAAUUCCCCACCAUCCUCAACCUUCAUCUCAUUGAAGAAUGCAACAACCAACUCGAAGGGGGACCACCAAGUGGACAUGGCUAUCACGAGUUUGGGUAUUUUUUUAUCUACUUUGAUCUCAAGUCUUACUCGGGAUCCCUCGUUAAGUUCCUCCUCAAUAUCAAGGUUUUAAAGAUUAUAUUUUUCUUAAAUUCUUACAACCUCUCCAAAAGACUGUUCACAAAUCGAAACUACUAAAGUAAACUCUUAAUUUCCCUUUAUCUUCUCAAAUCCGUCUUCCCUAAACUCUUAAACACCCUCCAUGUAUGCCCUUAAUUCUCCUCAUUGCUACUACCUUUGUCAAUAUCACUGAUAGAGUAUAUGGACCAGGGACCCCCAGCCUACAGACUCCCACUACUCUAACACAGGCCCAAGGAGCAUACCCAAAGCGCAGCGGCCCAAGUGUCAAGAAACCCACGAUGCACAUACGGGUGCCUUCGGCCCCAUGGUCGAGGGCUCCAAACUCCAGGAAACAACUAAUCUUCUACAUACGAACCUACUGGGAGAAAACGGCGUAAAUCAGGAGCCUUCAGCACAUGCACGCCCUCGGCAUAAGGGUAGCCAUCGGCUGCAUAGAGCCCUCAGCAUAAGGGUAGCCUUCGGCUACAACACAGACAUCGGAGAUUCCCUUUAGAGACAAGCAACAACCGCAUUUAAUGCAGCAUCACAUCCACCCACCGCAUUUAAUGCGACACACAUGCGUAUGCCGGUGCCAUCCCGAUUGAGGUGACCCCUCGACUGUUAGAUUGUUGGCACGUGUCGUUAUCUAGUAUUUAUUGCUGCUAUAAAAAGCAGCCCAUUCUCCAUUGUAAAGCAUCACAUGUUCACAUAUUCGAAUACACUUUCUCUCUCUCACUUAUUGCCCUGACUUCUCUCUAAGUUAUUCCCGUAAUAACCCCUUGGAUAAGCUACCCCCGGGUACACUAUCCAUCAUUUGGUGCUCUCGUUGAGAGGUCGAACAAUCAAGUAAGAAACCCUCCCCUUCACCAAACUUAAAACAUCUAUGAAAAUGGGAAGAACCACUCGUGCCCAGUCCAAGACCCUUGAGGACAACAACCUGGCCCUCGGCGAAGUCGACGCCCCCGGAGCCUCCAACAACCUGGGAAUGAACAGGCUAUUGUUGACCUGCGCCUUCAGCUCCAGCAGAAUGCUCCCGAUGCCCGCCUCGACAUCGAAACAUGAAGGAAGGACCGGAGCGAAAAUCAAGUGAGCCCUCCGGUCCUCACUAUUGACGUACAAUCGGCAUUUUCUGCCUUCAUCCAGACACUCACCCAGAAUUCAGGGGCCUUCGGCACUCUGGUGCCACUCCAACCGCAGGUCGGGGAGAAUGUCGUUCCUCCCCCACCUCCACCCCCCUUCGUAAACCCUGUCCUUCGGUUAGGGAACAACGAAGGGGUCAUGGCUCAGGACGCCGCUUCCCAUGAAGUCCAGUCUCGGGACCAAUGCGGUGCGAACAAAGACAGGCAUCGGACCUCUGCCCUCGAGGGGUUAGGAGGAGCGCAAGAUCGCCGAGGGGUCCAAAACCGCCUCGGGGUUAAGGCAUUCCAAAGACCUCAGGAAAGCGGGGGAUCUAUGUCGAGGGCAGACGAGAGGCGUCCCCCGCAGGACAAAGGCAAGGGAUCACUCCAUGCCGAUGACGCCAGACACGGGAUCAACCAGGCCCACUCGGCCUGUGUACAAUCACAGGGGGCGGAGGCCCUCCCGAAGGAUCAUAGGGACGAGAUCAUUGAGGCCCUCCAACGCCGCUUUGAUGAAAUGGAGGCCCGCCAAGCGCAUACGACCGCUUCCGCCUCGCAGGCGGACCCCAAAUAUGCCACCAUGCUGGCCAAAAUGGAGGAGAUGCAAAGAAAAUUUGCCGAGGGCUCCGGGGAGCCCAUCAUCCAACUCCGGACAAGGACGCCAUUUACCCCAAGGGUAUUGGUAGCCCAUAUUCCGGGAAAGUACCGAGGGCAACCCAUCAAGCCCUACGAAGGAAAGACUGACCCCCAGGAGCACUACAGCAGGUACCAGAACAACAUGAUGAUGAUGGGGGCAUCAGAUGAGUAUUUGUGCCGUUGGUUCCUUUCCACUUUGGAGGGACCGGCGUACGAAUGGUUCAACCGGUUGCCCAAGGGCAGCAUUGGCUCUUGGCAAGAACUAGCCCAACUUUUCUUGACACAAUUUGCGGGAAUGAACCGGUCAAGGAAACAUUUCUCCCACCUACUAACGGUGAGACAACAGAAGGAGAAAACCCUCCGAGACUUCUUGGAACGCUGGAGGCAGGAGACGGACAAAGUUGACGGGGCCGACGACAGGACCCUUCUGGCUCUCUUGCAGACGGUCCUCCGCAUCGGGAACUUUUUGAGGAGCCUCAUCAUCGAACCCCCUCGCGAUUACAUAAGGGCCCUCCAGCGGGGAGACCGGUACACAGAGGUCGAGGAGGUGGAAAAAUGUCACCAAAACCCCAAGCAGCAGCGCCCCAGGCCAGAUGACAGGAACAACCGGGGCCCGGGGGCUCUGUUCCACCAAUCCAAAGGUCCGGUCCCCUCAGGUGAUCGCCUCCGGCAUGGCCAAGCCAAGUCCGGGGGAGGUUACAAAAACAACCCGAAGGCAUGGGCGCAGCCUGUUCUCCUGGAGCACCCUCGGACACCCCUGACGCAUCCCAUCAACGUCAUUCUCGACUUCGCCGAGGAGAGGGGCCUCAUAGAGCGAGACUCUCGCACACCCCCGGAAGUAUAUGCCAUCAACCCCGAUGAACCUUACUGUCGCUUUUAUCACCAUCAAGGGCACAAGACUGAUGACUUCCAUCAGCUGAAGGCAGCCAUCGAAAGGUUGAUACAGGCAGGCCAUCUGUCUCAAUUCGUCAGGGCCCCUCCUCCUUAGGGGACCCCUCAUCACCAAGGGCCCCCGCUGAAGGCCAAUAAAUGGGUUAAACCAAACACCAUCCCUUUAGAAAAUCCGCAGGGAAAGAAGAGUGAGAUUGGGAAUCUCAGUGAGGAGGAGGAUCCCCAACACCAAUACAAGCGCCACAUCCACAUGAUCAAUGGAGGCAACACUGGGGGAGACUCCGCUAGCCAAAGGAAGAAGUGGGCGCAGACCCUUUACAUGGGGAAGUCACCCAUAUGCCCCCCGUAAAGCGGCUGAGGGAGGAGCCCAUUAUAUUCACCAAUAUGACUUUGAGAAAAGUUUGAAAAAUGGUGAACAGUCUAUUUAACCCCCCCUCUAGACUGUUCCUAGUUUAAACGGGACCAACAAGUGGUAUCAGAGCCUCCUGGUUCUUGUAAUCUUUUAGGUUACUUGCUGAAAAAAGAUCCAUUUGUUUCUUAGCCUUUAGUUUAAAUCUCUUAUUAUGGAUAACACACUUUCCAAGAAUCUUAUGUUUUCAAUUACUAAGUUUGAUGACUGGAGGAUCAGGAUGAAAACACACCUCUGUGCUCUGCAUGAUGAGAUGUGGGAAGUUCUUGAUGCAGGUCCUUUUACUCAGUUCAAAAAGGUGAACCCAGAUUAUCUUGCUAGUGGUGAUCAACCUCAGAUGAUCAUCAAAGGACGUCAUGAGUGGUCAAAUGAAGAAAGGAGGAAAUGCAACCUUGACAACAUUGCCAAGGAUAUCCUCUACAAAGCCAUAGAUGACAAGUAUUUCACCUGAAUCAAGAAGUGCACCUCUGCCAAGGAGAUCUGGGAUACUCUGACCCUGAUAGGAGCUGGUGAUGAGCAGGAGAAAGACAACAAGAUGACAAUCGCCAUGAAGAAGUUUGAAGACUUCAAACUUCUCCCCAAGGAGUGCAUAGCUGAGAUGUAUGCACACCUGCUUACCC
This is a messenger RNA of Cuscuta europaea, 6604 nucleotides long. Lineage: Eukaryota; Viridiplantae; Streptophyta; Magnoliopsida; Solanales; Convolvulaceae. The record is from the annotation of a GenBank genome assembly.